AUCGCUGGGUAGAUCUUAUACGUCUGCCUACAAUAAUUAUGCUCUUAGCAACGGAUUUCAAUGCCUUGUGUACAGGCAUACUGUUUUUUGGACUAUACGAGCGCAUGCAGCUGAUACAAAGAACUUUGGAGAACAAUUUUGUUCCUGUAAAUAUUGUUGGCCAAGAUCAGCUGCAGAAAAACGUGAAGAUUGUCAGAAAAUGCGUCAGUUACUAUAGCAACCUGCUAGAUAGUUUUGACGCUGUUGAAACACAGUUACAGGUUAUGGGUUUCUCAUUUGAUGUUCUCAAGUUGGUAAUAGAAAACUUGGGGUCUUUAUUUUUGACAACGUCACCAGCUAUUGCCUCAGAAUUGAUCAGUAACGAAAUAGACGCAAUCAAGGCGACGCUUGUUACUCAGUUGGUUCGCUGCUCAGAUCCGUCUCUCUCGUCUGAGCUGGAGGUUGCUCUGCAUUACAUCCACAUUCGGCCGUUCAAGUUCGUGAUCUGCAGAGCCGUGCCCGUCAAUAUCAACAUGCCGAUUACUAUAAUCAGUUUCUGCAUCACCUACGUCAUUGUCAUCAUGCAGUUUAUUCACUUCAGCAACUUGUAA
Molecule: messenger RNA, 590 nt
Organism: Helicoverpa zea (corn earworm)
Lineage: Eukaryota; Metazoa; Arthropoda; Insecta; Lepidoptera; Noctuidae
Exons: 3
Coding region: 39-590 (183 amino acids)
Source: RefSeq, a predicted model, not a curated record